Molecule: messenger RNA, 2725 nt
Organism: Anarrhichthys ocellatus (wolf-eel)
Lineage: Eukaryota; Metazoa; Chordata; Actinopteri; Perciformes; Anarhichadidae
Product: zinc finger protein 436-like
Exons: 6
Coding region: 138-2159 (673 amino acids)
Source: RefSeq, a predicted model, not a curated record
UUAUGCACGCACUAAAAACCGGAAACGGCUUUAAGCCAGUAAACAAUAGUGCCAGGCCCGAAGAAGUCCCUCCAUCAGAUAAUCACACCGUGGUUAUAGUUUGAAUUAGAAAAACGCGUUUCCGGUUUCAGACUAAAAUGUCUAAAGCGGAGACUCUGAGAGGGCUCGUCACGCGGAGACUCGCCGCGGCCUCGCGGGAGAUCCUCACGGUCGUGGACAGAAUCGUGUCCGGAUACGAGGACGAGGCGUCGGGCUUCAGAGACGAGAUCCACCGGCAGCAGAAGCAGCUGGAGGUCCUGCAGGAGCAGGUCGCGCUCAGCGCGGCAGAUGUGCGGCGCAGCAGGAGCCUCGGGCCUGUUGAGGAAGACGAGGAAGAUGAAGUGGAGGAAGAAGAAGAGCAACCAGAGAAGCUAAAGGACUCAGCAGAGGAAACUCCAUCAAGAUGUCAGCAUAAAAAGAGGAAGCCUGGCAGACCUCAGAUCAGUGAGACACAGAACCACGUGGACCUCAGGAUCCGGAUCCUGGAGGACUCUCGGACCGACGUGCUCUCAAACAACGUUCUGAAGAAAUGUCCGAUGCUGAGGCUGAGGUGUCCUCGAGGCCUGGAGGAGGCGGACUUCGUGGACCUGCUCAGGUCCAGCUUCCCUCAGCUGUCCGGAGACGACGGACGCUUCGACGUCUUGACGUCGGAUACGAGACGACGGUUGAAGCCUCUGAGGGUGAAGACGCUGACGGCGGAGGAGAUCCAGCGGAACGUCGGCUGCACGGGAGGGAAGUCCACGCUCUACAUCCGACUCAAGACAAAAAAGGAAGAAGAGACGAAUCCUCCACAGACGAACGCCGCUGAUGGGUCUCUGCAGACGAGUGAUGAAGUCAGACUUCAGACGAGCCCUGUUCAGGAGGUCGAAGGUCGCGGAGAAGAAGUGUCCAUCGGCUCAACAUCACAACAUCAAGACAUGGAAACAGAGGAAGCUGCUGAUGAUGAUGAUGAAGGUGGGACAUCAGAGCGAGCCGAGAGUACAGGACACGGUGGUGUUGAAAAGGAAGAAGAGAGAGAAGAAGACGAUCGGAAACCAGAGGAGAGCGACGGCAAGCCGAAAGAAAUCGACUCCGAGCUGCAGUCGGAGACGUCGAGGAAACAGAAGACCGAGAGCGGAGACGUUCUGUCCUGCAGAGUCUGCGGAGCGCCGCACGGAUCGCAGGUGGCAUUCGUCAAACACGCCUGGAGUCACGCGGACGACCCGGGACGUCUCUGCGGGGCGUGCGGAGAGCUCUCUGAGUCCGGCGAUGCGCUGAGGGAUCACCUUCAGAGCCGCCACCGAACCAACGACUGUCACUCGUGCGGGGAGUCUUUCCUCGGUGUUCUCGGUGGCCUCGGCGAGCGCGUGGAGAAACCGUACGAGUGUGACGUUUGCCGCGACGCGUCGAAGGUGUCCUCGGAGGAUCACCAGAAACCCCGCGAUGCGGGCAAACCGAACAAACGUCGCGCUCGCCGCAAAGCGCUCGCGCUGAAGGAACAGUUUAACGCUCGCCGCGGGACUUGUGCCGCCAAGAAGACGCACCUCUGCGGCGUGUGCGGCAAAUCUCUCAGCGACUACAGGUCCCUGACCCGCCACAAGAUGACCCACUCUGGGGAGAGACCCCACAGCUGUCAGAUCUGCGGGCGGCGUUUCAAGCUGCCCGGCACGCUGAGGCAGCACGAGAAGAUCCACGCGGACCGAGAGCGCUCGCACCUCUGCGACGUCUGCUGCAAGAUGUUCCUGACGAGCAAGCAGCUGCAGAUCCACCUGAGGACGCACAGCGACGAGAAGCCGUACCACUGUGGCGAGUGCGGCCGGGGGUUCACCACCAAGGGGCCCCUGACGAUCCACAUGCGGGUCCACACGGGGGAGACACCGUACCGCUGCCCCGACUGCGGCUGGUCCUUCAAACGCAAGAUCAACCUGGACAACCACGUGACGAUCCACUCGGGCCUCAAGCCGUUCAUCUGCGGGAUCUGCGGUAAAGCGUGCGCCCGGAAGUCGUACCUGACGGUCCACAUGAGGACCCACAACGGGGAGAGACCCUACAAGUGUUUGCUCUGUGACAAGGCCUUCACCCAGAGCCACUGUCUGAAGACCCACAUGAAGAGCCACCCGGUGGGCGAAGCGGCGACGUGACACUGACAAUGGACCGAAUUCAUUUUUACAUUCUGUGAUACUGUGAAUAUUUGUGUUUAUUUCUUAUUGAUAUGAAUCGGUUUUUUUUUGUGUAAAGUUGCAUGUAACGCUGUGAACAUCUGUACAAUCUCAGUUUUGAGGUGUUGGAUGGUGACGUGAACUGUAGUGUAUUUGAUUUAGAAGUAGUAAGUAAUACUGAAGUACUCCAGUCAGCUCGGUGAGGUUGUACUAAACCACAGCAUGUUCACAACGACGGGAAAUAAAAGGCUCAUGUUCAUGUUUACAUUGUUCCCCGUCUUAUUGAGUUUUGGACAAAUGAUGAUCAUUUUCGUAUGACAUCACUACCGUUACCUGACGGCUGCUCCACAAACAGACUGAUGUUCUGCUUGUUGGUCACAUGUUGUGAUAAACUUACUUGUGAGGGUUUUAUUGUGUUUGAGACGACCAGUUCUCAGCUUCUACUGGAGUCAAAUGAUUCAUCUUUUUCAAACCAACAGUUUAUAUAUAUAAAUUAGUGCUGGGCAACGAUUAAAAUAUUUAAUCGCGAUUAAUCGCAUGGAUUUUUU